Molecule: messenger RNA, 2056 nt
Organism: Myodes glareolus (Bank vole)
Lineage: Eukaryota; Metazoa; Chordata; Mammalia; Rodentia; Cricetidae
Gene: Pcolce2
Product: procollagen C-endopeptidase enhancer 2
Molecular function (GO): collagen binding; peptidase activator activity; protein binding
Source: RefSeq, a predicted model, not a curated record
CUUUACUUGUCCCUUGGGGCUGCAGUUCCAAGAAGACAAAGGAGGAGUGUGGGGGGCUCCCCAGCAGGCCUGCUGCGUUUUACUUAAAAGCAAGCUGCGGGCAACCCCCCACUCCCACCCCGGAGAACCACGGCUGGCCCUGGGUACCGCUGGCUGGGCUCCCUUCCCCGGCGGCCGCCCCGGGGGACAGACCGCGGCCCCUCCCUCCGGAGAACAAACGGGACAUUCAGCCGCCGCCCGCGGCUGCCAGGGCGCGUCCCCCGGGGAAAUUAGGCGUGGAGUCGGUCGCGAACGCCUUCAAAAGCGGCCCUCCCGCCGGCCGCGGCGCACUCGGUACCUGGCUGCGGGCGCCGAGCAGGAUGCCGCAGUGAGCUGCCGGCCAUGGGGGGCGCGAGCGCCUGCAUCCCGCUCUGCCUGCUGCUGGCUGCCGCGCAGCUGGCCCGGUCGCAGACCCCAGAGAGACCUGUUUUCACAUGUGGCGGCAUUCUUACCGGAGAGUCUGGAUUUAUUGGCAGUGAAGGUUUUCCUGGAAUGUACCCUCCAAAUAGCAAAUGUACUUGGAAAAUCACAGUCCCCGAGGGCAAAGUGGUCGUUCUGAAUUUCCGAUUCAUAGACCUUGAGAGCGACAACCUGUGCCGCUAUGAUUUCGUGGAUGUGUACAACGGCCACGCCAAUGGCCAGCGCAUCGGGCGCUUCUGUGGCACAUUCCGACCAGGAUCCCUCGUAGCCAGUGGCAACAAGAUGAUGGUGCAAAUGAUUUCCGACGCCAACACUGCCGGGAGUGGCUUCAUGGCCACCUUCUCGGCUGCUGCCCCAGAUGGAAAAGGAGACAGGUACUGUGGAGGACGCCUUGAGAAACCUUCCGGCUCUUUUAAAACCCCCAACUGGCCAGACCGAGACUACCCCAUAGGAGUUACUUGUGUGUGGCAUAUCGUUGCCCCGAAGAACCAGCUUAUAGAGCUAAAGUUUGAGAAGUUCGAUGUCGAGCGAGAUAACUACUGCCGAUACGACUACGUGGCCGUGUUUAACGGUGGGGAAGUCAACGACGCUAAAAGAAUUGGAAAGUUCUGUGGGGACAGCCCACCUGUGCCGAUCCUGUCUGAGAGAAAUGAACUUCUCAUUCAGUUUCUAUCAGACUUAAGUCUAACAGCAGAUGGAUUUAUUGGUCAUUACAAAUUCAGGCCCAAAAAAAUUCCCACAACUACAGCCGUGCCUGUCACCACCACGCUCCCCGUGACCCCAGGUUUAAAACCCACUGUGGCCCUGUGUCAGCAGAAGUGUAGACGGAUGGGGACUCUGGAGAGCAAUUAUUGUUCAAGCAACUUUGUGCUAGCCGGCACCGUCAUCACAACGGUCACCCGCGGUGGGAGUUUGCACGCCACAGUCUCAAUCAUCAGCAUCUACAGGGAGGGCAACCUGGCCAUUCAGCAGGCUGGCAAGAACAUGAGCGUCAAGCUCACUGUGGUCUGCAGGCAGUGCCCGCUGCUCAGAAGAGGUCUAAAUUACAUUAUCAUGGGACAAGUGGGUGAAGAUGGGCGUGGCAAAAUCAUGCCAAACAGCUUUGUCAAGAUGUUUAAGAAUAAGAACCAGAAACCCAUGAACGCCCUGAAGAACAAGCAAUGUUAGCCUGAGCUCAGCCACUUCAGCUGGACUUGUUUGUCGCCUCUGAAAGAUCUCUUCUCCCCACAUAGAAAAGGCCCAUACGGUUUAACACUGCAUUCUGAGAGAUGGGGCUAAGUUACUCCUCACGCGGUGGGGGUGUGCCCCACUCCAGCGUGGCUGGUGGGAAUUCCGAGCCUGUGCUGUGAGGAGCCGUUCUCGGAGACCCCUCCCACCCGCUGCCAGAUGGGGACAGCAGCAAGCACGGGCAGCUUGUAUUAUACGUCUCUGUAGAAAGAUAUUCUAGAAUUGAGUUGUAUGAAGAUAUAAGAAGGGUUUUAUAAAGUGCAAUAUUUAUAAUGAUAUUUGGUUACCUUUAAGCAUUUGCUCUGAGGUGUCACAUUUUUCUCUUGCAUUUUUAAAAUCAAUGCUUAAUAAAGUAUUUUAAGUGAUUACA